Messenger RNA from Strongylocentrotus purpuratus (purple sea urchin), 1238 nucleotides. RefSeq names its product BTB/POZ domain-containing protein KCTD12-like. NCBI's taxonomy places the organism in Eukaryota, Metazoa, Echinodermata, Echinoidea, Camarodonta, Strongylocentrotidae. Bases 181 to 930 code for a protein of 249 amino acids. Gene Ontology annotation, molecular function: protein binding. Gene Ontology annotation, biological process: protein homooligomerization; regulation of G protein-coupled receptor signaling pathway. The record is from RefSeq and is a predicted model, not a curated record. The transcript has a single exon.
CAAGUUGUGCCUACAUAGAUCAAGAGCACAGCACAUUGCCGCUCUGUUUAACUUGACACGUCGUCUGUUCAUAAAGAGAGCAGAAAGGAACUCGAUCUACUUGUGUUCCUCCAUAUUUAGUGCACUUGGGGAUUGGUUAUCAGUGUGUUUUAGUGAUAAAUCUGCAAUAAUUUCACCGUCAUGUCGUCAGAUAUAGAGCCUUUUCCAGCGGUGCUUGAGCUGAACGUCGGAGGCCAAGCUUACACCACGGCUUUAUCAACUCUAACUAAGGACAGAGAUUCUCUGCUAGCUGAAAUAUUUACCGGCAGAUCCGAGUCAGAUCUAGCACACAGAGAUUCGAGGGGCAGGUACUUCAUCGAUAGGGAUGGCCAGUUGUUCAGAUACAUUCUGGAUUACCUACGGACUCAUAAGCUCCUUUUACCCGAAGACUUCUCAGAGACAUCUCGCCUGUACGAGGAGGCGAGGUUUUAUCGGCUUGCCGGGCUCAUGAGCCUGCUCGGAUCGUCACCAAGUCCACAUACAAAUGCCGCAUCGAAUUCAAUAUCGAGCAACGGCACUCCUGGGAAGGCUGCAGGGUUCCUGACCAUCGGCUACCGGGGUACGUUCGCCUUCGGACGUGACGGUCUGGCAGAUGUCAAAUUCAGGAAGGUUUCUAGGAUCCUGGUGAGCGGAAAGGUUUCGUUGGCACGGGAAGUCUUCGGGGACACUCUGAAUGAAAGCCGGGACCCCGAUCGCGGACAGAGCAGUCGUUACAGCGCACGGUUCUACCUGAAACAUAUCUACUUAGAGCAAGCAUUCGACAUACUAGCCGGGUCUGGUUUCAAGUUUGUCAGCUGCUGCGCAUCAGGAACGAGCUCCCAGGUCGGUCCGACGGAGACCGAGGAAAGUAAAUGGCAUCAUUACAAUGAAUUUGUGUUCCAACGACCGUAAGUUUGGACAUGACUUGACACUCUUCGAUCAAUUUCACCAUGUACAUUGAUGAUUGUGUGAUAUUUGAACAUGUCCAGCGCUCUUUUAGAAAGGAAUUACUUAUUUGUUUCUCUCUCUAUAUGCUAUAGUUUCAACGUAUAACGUGGAAGAUGAGACCGUAGCAGCUUCUCGUCAUUAAUGUCUUAAACUCAAGGGAAAUAACGAAUGUUACCGUGAACACUAAUGUACAUUAUGCGUUUAAUACAGUCAAUGUUCGUUCACUUAUUUUAGAAAGAAUUAAGAGUACAAAGGUCUGUAAUAGAUGCCUU